AUGUCUCAAGAUCUCAAACCACUCCUUCUUCAUGCCCAUCUCGGGGGUCCAAACCCGUUCAAGGUGGCCAUUGCACUCGAGGCAUUGGGCUUGCCAUAUACAGUCAAGCUCUGGGAGUUCGGUGAUGGACCAGGUGGAGUGAAGAGCGCUGAAUUCUUGGAUAUCAAUGAGAACGGUCGUGUCCCAGCUCUCGAGGAUCCAAACACCAAAACCGUAUCUUGGGAAUCCGCAGCAAUCCUCACCUACAUCCUCCACACCUACGACCGCGAGCACAAAUACCAUCCCUCCCGUCACCCACACCAAACUGAAUCCGCAGUCCCAGCCGUCACGCGUGAUCCCCAAGCUCUCAUCGACUUCGACAAAUGGACUGCUUUCCUCAUCUCCACCCUCGGUCCAAUGCAAGGUCAAUUGAACUGGUAUGUCCAUUACAACAAGGAAAAGAACGAGGAUGCACGUCAACGAUAUGAGACUCAAACUUACCGCUGCUACGAUCUUCUCGAGGGUCAAUUGAAGAAGACGGAUGGGAAGAGUAUUCUCAAAGAGGGUUACUCGGCUGUCGACUGGCACUUUUAUCCUUGGGUUAUGAGUUAUGCGUUUGGUGGGUUGUCGGUUGACAAGUAUCCUAACAUUCAGAAGUGGUUGAAGACUAUUGAGGCGAAGAGGGAGGUUAAGCAGGCUUACGAGAAGAUCCCAAAGGCGAAGGAGAAUUGA
Molecule: messenger RNA, 711 nt
Organism: Glarea lozoyensis ATCC 20868
Lineage: Eukaryota; Fungi; Ascomycota; Leotiomycetes; Helotiales; Helotiaceae
Product: Glutathione S-transferase (GST), C-terminal
Exons: 2
Coding region: 1-711 (236 amino acids)
Source: RefSeq, a predicted model, not a curated record